This is a messenger RNA of Anopheles merus, 1256 nucleotides long. RefSeq names its product histone H2A. Bases 65 to 439 code for a protein of 124 amino acids. NCBI's taxonomy places the organism in Eukaryota, Metazoa, Arthropoda, Insecta, Diptera, Culicidae. Gene Ontology annotation, cellular component: nucleosome. Gene Ontology annotation, molecular function: protein heterodimerization activity; DNA binding; structural constituent of chromatin. The transcript has a single exon. The record is from RefSeq and is a predicted model, not a curated record.
CUUCUCAAAGAGAACAUCGUGUUGCUCGUGAUCCGUUACAAACGUUCCCCAAUAAAAUCUAACCAUGUCUGGCCGUGGAAAGGGAGGAAAGGUAAAGGGAAAGGCAAAGUCCCGUUCCAACCGUGCCGGUCUUCAGUUCCCCGUUGGCCGUAUUCAUCGUCUCCUGCGCAAGGGUAACUAUGCCGAGCGCGUCGGUGCCGGAGCGCCCGUGUAUCUGGCAGCCGUCAUGGAGUACUUGGCCGCUGAAGUGCUUGAGUUGGCCGGAAACGCUGCCCGUGACAACAAGAAGACGCGCAUCAUCCCGCGUCAUCUGCAGCUGGCCAUCCGCAACGACGAGGAGUUGAACAAGCUGCUGUCCGGAGUAACCAUCGCUCAGGGUGGUGUGCUGCCCAACAUUCAGGCCGUGCUGCUGCCCAAGAAGACCGAAAAGAAGGCUUAAACUGUGUAACAAAGCCUCCUUCAUCUCAAACCCAAAACCGUCCUUUUCAGGGCGACAAAUAACUUUGCCAAAGACAUUUUAUUCGAUUUAUGCUGAUAUGGGACAACCAGAAGUAAGAACAUUUUCUAAUAUAGAACGGUGCUUGAAAGUGUGCACAAAAUAUAAAUGAAAAAAUGUGCCUCCUUUGGGCACAAAAAGCAUCAUUUACUGUUUUCAAUUCUCUAACCCUGCGAAUUAUGUAAAAUGCAGCAUAUCAGAAGCGAUGUGUUAAAUUUUCCAGGUAGCUUUGUCAAGAGGGUUGGUUUUACCAUAACAAAUGCAAGCAGUGAUACCUGUGUGUUAACCUUUUUUUCUGGAAACGGUAAAGGACACGUUUACCUGAUUCAUCGUUAACUACGGGAAAAUGUUAAAAGUGUUGGUUGUCGAAAAAUGUUGUGUGUUCAGGUAAAGCUAGGUUCUCACAACAGUUUGGCUUUCAAUAUAUCGGGAAACGUUGGAAAUGGCUUUAAAAAAGUUGGACCAAAGAUUAGGAACAUUCAUAUAGAUAAACAUCCUCAAUUAUGUUUCCCUUCACCCUUCAUUUAAAUAACCACAUAAAUAUAUAAAUAUAAAUAUGUAAAAAGUAAGUUUCAGCCCUUUACUUUACAAAGGAGAAGCGUUACUUGCCUUUCAAAAUUCCCAAGCAUCAUUUAAUAGAGGUUGUGUCAGCUUGGCGACUGGCCAGUGUACACCUUAUAAAUUUUAAAAUAUUUUACAUUUCGAUGAAAGUAUAAAUUAUUUGUUUGAGGAUAAAUCGAUAUCAGUGAGAUUAAAUUAU